CAGCCCUUGACUUGAGUCUUCCCUUUUCAGUGUUGACUCUUCAUCCUUCGCUAUUCUUUUGCCCCCAGCUUUUCCAUAUUCAUUUCUACACCUUUUCAUUUGCCACUUCACCAAUUCUUCUUCCCUGUUAUUCUGCAUCGUAGCUUAGCAAACAUUAUCGAUAUAGUACUCCUUCCCAUCUUAUUCUCCAAACAAUAGCUAUGGCAUCAAUGUCCUCCCGUGGCUCGAGUUCCUGGACUGCAAAGGAGAACAAAGCCUUUGAAAAGGCUCUGGCUGUGUAUGACAAAGACACCCCUGACCGUUGGUACAAUAUUGCCAGGGCUGUUGGUGGGAAGACAGCUGAGGAAGUGAAGAGGCAUUACGAGAUCCUUGUGGAGGACGUCAAGCAUAUCGAGCAGGGACAAGUGCCUUUUCCGAAGUACAGGACCACUGGAGGGAGUGGCCAAGGAAACUAGAAGAAAGGAGGACAAAUCUUGAGCUGCAAUGGAUUACAACCUCAAUUGUACCGUAUACAAUAAAGCAGCACUUAUCUUCUGCAUACGAAUAGUAAUUCAAGAUUCACAUCAGAUGAUUCUGAUCUAUUAUCCUAUUCUAGUCGACAACUAUUUAGCUUCUGAAAUGGUGUGUUUGCGUUCCAUGAAGUAAAAAUAAAGAUAUCGAAUGAUCAACUGUUGAUCUUUUUAUUAUGUUCCAUGUAAUGUCAGUUCUAUAUCAUUAUCAGUUCUCUACGGAAUGAUAUAUUCAUGUGUGCGUUUGAACUU
Molecule: messenger RNA, 761 nt
Organism: Diospyros lotus (date-plum)
Lineage: Eukaryota; Viridiplantae; Streptophyta; Magnoliopsida; Ericales; Ebenaceae
Product: transcription factor RADIALIS-like
Exons: 2
Coding region: 201-455 (84 amino acids)
Molecular function (GO): DNA-binding transcription factor activity
Source: RefSeq, a predicted model, not a curated record